GUUUGUGGUAUUAAUGUGGCAUAAGAGGUAUGAAACCUUUCCAGGGCACUGUAUGUGGGCUCUAAUGUCCGCCCCCUGUGGUGUAUGGCCAACAAUCAAAGUAGAGUAUUAAAUUAUAGACCGAUGAAUGAAACUCUGGGUUGAAAGCAGAUGAACCAAAAAUGUAAGCAUGUGUAUACUGACAUGUCUCAAUGGGCUUAAGCACAGGAACUCAAAAAAUCCCUGCAGGACAACUAAGGCUUAUACUCACUUGGUUAAUAAAUAAGGACUGAGUAGGAUUUAAAUAAACAAAUAAAUAAGUACAGCACUGAUAGACCAAUGUACUAUAGUAUGACUCAAGUAAUUCUUCCCGUUUAUUGCAGAGUAGCUCAAAGUAAAACAAGAAUUAAACAAUAAAGCAAAUAAUUCAGUGAAUAUUUGCUGAAAGACAAAAACCCUAUGUCUGGCUUUACAUUGCCAACCGUCAUCAGAGCUUUCUCUUUAAUUCCCUUUCUCACUCUGCACACAAAGUCUGUUUGAUUGAGCACCGUUUUCCCCUCUGGUGCGCUCAGCACAACUCCCCUUCUUCCCUUCCCCUCCUCACACACGUUUGUGCUCACACACAAUUGUCUGCAUGCGGUGGCUUGAACGUCAUGGGAAGCACUUGCAUGGUUGUUACUGCUCAUCUGGAUUCCUGAGGAUCCUUUAGUCUGAGUGUCCCCUUCCUUACAGUGUGAGGGGGACGGGUUUCCCAACGAUUACGGAUCCAGGGACUCGAUCAUCAGAGCCAAUGCAAAGAAAGAGUGGAAGAGACGAAGGCGUGGGCAGAUAAAGACUUCUGGCAGCUGCAGCAGCUGGGAUCGAGGCCCCGUCAGAGCUCAGAGUGGUACAGAGAGGCAGCAGGCUGACUUUGGACUGAGUGGCGGUGCAGCAAUGCGCUGUUCAACCCUACUUGCGAUCUUCACAGGAGUGCUUCUUUACUUGGUGCUCGGAGCUCUGGUGUUCCGCGCCCUGGAGGCUCCUCUGGAAGAAAAAGAGCAUACACAGCUGAUAAAGGACACGAUGGAUUUCCUGUUUAACCACUCCUGUGUUGACAUUCACGACCUGAAAAAAUAUGUAGAGAAGGUGCUUGGUGCUGAGGGUGCAGGAGUGAGUGCUAAAGCUGCUAUAGCAAAUGAGACCUUUGCCACCAACUGGGAUGUAGCCAGUGCCCUUUUUUUCUCAGGGACAAUCAUAACGACCAUUGGCUAUGGAAACAUAUCCCCAAAGUCAAAUGGAGGGAAGCUCUUCUGCAUCUUUUACGCACUGGUGGGAAUCCCAAUGUUUGGUAUCCUGCUUGCUGGGGUUGGUGACCAUCUUGGUACUGCACUGAGGAAUACUGUUGCCAAAAUAGAGAAACUCUUUCUGAAAUGGCACGUCAGUCCGACCAUUGUGCGUGUGAUCUCAGCAGUCCUGUCCAUCCUGCUGGGUUGCUUGCUUUUUGUUGCUGUGCCAAUUUUUGUUUUUCAAAAGGUGGAGGACUGGACCCUUCUGGAAUCGGCCUACUUUGUGGUUAUCACACUGACCACGGUGGGCUUUGGUGACUAUGUUGCAGGGGAAAGUGAAUAUGUGAGCAGUAUAGGAAACAACAAUUUCUCGGAGUACUGGUAUAAGCCUUUGGUGUGGUUCUGGAUUCUCCUGGGUCUUGCAUACUUUGCUUCCAUCCUGGCUAUGAUCGGUAACUGGCUCCGGGUUCUAUCAAAGAAGACCAGGGCUGAGAUGGAGGAACUGAGAGCCCAUGCCACUGACUGGACUCAGAACAUCCAGAACAUGUCAGUGGACUUUCGUAUUCCAGGAAACUUAGAUGACCACUUCAAGCACCGCCGGCGAAAGCGUCGCCAUCGCAGCCAUGGUCACAGCCACUCAGCUAAUGGGGCCCCAGGAAAAAAAGAAGCGCAGAAUGAGAGUCAGACCGAAUCUGGGUCAUACUCUUCCUCCUAUUCUUCUUCUGAAUCAGAAUCCGGAUCAGAAACAGAAACUGACUCUCAGGCCACGCAGACCGACCGGGUUCCCGCAACAGAGGCUCCUCCAGAGUCCGUCCUGCCACAGCCUCUGGACUACUUGGCGGAGAACCUUGCCUUCAUUGACGAGUCCUCAGAUGCUCAGAGUGGCAACCUGCAUUUGGAACCCGUGCUGGAGUCGAAACAACCCAACUCUCGUCGGGCAAAGAGGAGACGCCACAGACGGCCUACUCAUAGAAAAAGUUCUAAAACUAACUACUCCAACAAUAACAAAAAGCAGCCCAAUGGAAACACAACACCUGUUCCAGAUCUUCCAAAGAAGCCUCUCGACUGAGAGUACUACCACCUUGUGAGACUUUAAAUAUAACUGCUGACAGAGGAGUUCUCAGUGUAGCAGUAACUUUUUUGCGAAUGAUGGCUAUAUACAGUCAGCUAAGAUGAAGGCACAACGCUGAUGCCUUAUCAACCUUUGUGUGGUUUGCUAUAUAACUUUUCUCUUUGCAUGUGAGUGCAUAUGCGGCAGUCAAAGCAGAUGAACAGAUGUUAAUGCCAGAAGUUCGACAACUAUGUGAGGAGUGACUGCUCUCUACUGUUCCAAAACGGUAUUGCGCUACCACUGUGUCAAAAUGAAGUACUUUUUUACUAAUCCAGGUACUGCAACCAAAUUUGUGUGACCAGAAACUUGCUACAUCAGCCUGACGCUCAAUUUCGAGAAAGUUUGCUCUUACCUGAGACUAUUAUCCUUGAAUCAUGCCAACAAUCAAACAGGUUUACUUUUUGGUACCUAACUAGUUUGUAAAAAUAAUAUGCAUACCCAGGUCAUUUGCAUUUUUGCUGGUCAGAUUCAUCAGUGCUACUAUUCUGCAUAAAUAAAUUUAAGGACUUUUUUUUUAAAAGUCAGUGUUGUACAGCUUGUUCUCUUUCUCUGACUUCCAACUGUUAAGAAACAGGCUAUACCAAGAAAUUCACACAUGCAAAUCAAUGGCUAGUCCACUUGGGUCUAAUUUAAUUUUAAUAAAGCUGAAUAGACACCAUCAUUAAGACCAAGGAAUGAAGCAGAUAAGUCAGGGAGAAGGUUGUGGAGAUGUUAAAAAGAGAGCUAGCUUAAAAAACAAGAUUUCAAUUUUGAACAUCUCACUGAGCACUUUUCAAUCCCUCAUCUAAAAAUGUCAAACGUCCUGUUCACAGAGGUCACAACAGGACUUUAAACACAGUCAGAGGAUGCAAAAGACUUGAGGCUAAGUUGGAGGUUCACCUUCUAGUAGGACAAAGACCCUUAACCUACAGCCAGAGUGACAGUGAAAUGGUUUAGAUCAACAUUUAGACUUAAAUUCAGUCAGUCAGUCAGUCAGUCAUUUUCUACCGCUUAUUCCAUAGUGGGUCGCGGGGAAGCUGGUGCCUAUCUCCAGCAGUCUAUGGGCGAGAGGCAGGGUACACCCUGGACAGGUCGCCAGUCCGUCGCAGGGCAACACACAAACAACCAUGCACACACUCAUUCAUACACCUAAGGACUUAAAUUCAAUUGAGAAUUUUUAACAAGACCUCAAAAUGACUAAUUACAGAAGCUCUCCAACCACUGCUAAAGUCUAUCUAUCAAACUGGGCUUCUUAACCCUGAGGCAGUCGUUGCCACUGAACGGCACAUCUUAGCUGUGGUUAAGGACAAUGUUCACAGUUCACAUUCAUAGCUAGCAAAUUUGAUUUUAGCAUUAGCACUACUGCAAAACAAACUGAAGUUGCUGGCUUAGUUAUUUUGCAAUAAACAAUGGGGAAAGAUGUAGUGUCUAGUUGUGCAAAGCUGGAAGAGACAUACUCUAAAAGAUUUGCAGCUGUAAUUUCAGCAAAUAUGUAUCAUUUGCCACUUUGUCCUUGUCUGUCACAUUAAUUCCUCUAAAAAUACACUGGAGUUUAUGUCAUGGGAUGUGAAAAAAAUCUGCAAGUAUACAUAUACUUUCACUGAGCACUGUAAAAGCUGACAAGGAGAUGAGCUUCCUUAAUUUUCAUUCACUUAUCCCUUUUAUCUUUAUCCUGUAUAUCUUGUUUCUACUGUCAUCAUUCCUAUUUGAAGUAUAAAGAAUGUAAUAAAGGGUUAUACUGUGCCUUA
Messenger RNA from Girardinichthys multiradiatus, 4082 nucleotides. RefSeq names its product potassium channel subfamily K member 4 (gene kcnk4b). NCBI's taxonomy places the organism in Eukaryota, Metazoa, Chordata, Actinopteri, Cyprinodontiformes, Goodeidae. The transcript has 8 exons. Gene Ontology annotation, biological process: potassium ion transmembrane transport; stabilization of membrane potential. Bases 913 to 2313 code for a protein of 466 amino acids. Gene Ontology annotation, cellular component: membrane. The record is from RefSeq and is a predicted model, not a curated record. Gene Ontology annotation, molecular function: potassium ion leak channel activity.